Molecule: messenger RNA, 597 nt
Organism: Lingula anatina
Lineage: Eukaryota; Metazoa; Brachiopoda; Lingulata; Lingulida; Lingulidae
Source: RefSeq, a predicted model, not a curated record
GCACAGCUCAAGCUUGUGAAAGCAGGAGAGAAAAAACGGCAAAGAAUGUCAGUGAAACUUGUACUACAACUUGUGUUUGUUCAAAUUGCGAGGCUCUCUUGGGGACAAGAUUGUACACCACCGGGCUUCCCUCAUCUGAAAUGUACUGUUAGUAAAAACUGUUUAGAUGCCUGGCUAUCACGUUUGACUAACAAUAAUCUCAAUCCUAGUGCUCCCACUGAGUUGACUGUAAAAUCCAUCCUUAAAGAUUAUGUUUACGAUGGGCGUAUCGUUUCUAAUUAUCCUGCUUUCAGUAUCACUUGGAAGGCAGCUGAUGAUGUUGGAUUCCGUUACACAAAGGGAUUUAAAGUGACCAUAUUGUUUUUAAAUGGGUACAGAGUGAACGAAAAUAUAUGUAGAUUCUACAACAUGACUGAGGCUGUCUGGAAUGAUUCGGACCACUUGAACCAACCAAAAUUCCACUUCUUCAUAAAUAACCUCCCGCCAAGCACAGACUGCUGGGUUGAAGUUUGCAGCCUCCCCAUGCCAAGCCCUGAUCGCACACAACCCUGUGUACAUAGGAUCCGAACGACAUUCAGAGGCAAAGCAUCCUGCUAG